Messenger RNA from Dromaius novaehollandiae (emu), 6302 nucleotides. It is a transcript of the gene UBE2K, whose product is annotated as ubiquitin conjugating enzyme E2 K. Gene Ontology annotation, biological process: protein polyubiquitination; proteasome-mediated ubiquitin-dependent protein catabolic process. The record is from RefSeq and is a predicted model, not a curated record. The transcript is spliced from 7 exons. NCBI's taxonomy places the organism in Eukaryota, Metazoa, Chordata, Aves, Casuariiformes, Dromaiidae. The coding region runs from base 36 to 1004 and encodes 322 amino acids. Gene Ontology annotation, molecular function: protein binding; ubiquitin conjugating enzyme activity. Gene Ontology annotation, cellular component: nucleus.
GCGGGAAACGUGCGCGGCCCGUGACAGGAGGAGCGAUGGCGGCGGGCAGGCGUCCCCCCGCGGCCGGCGGCGGCGGCCUCCCCCGGGGCAGCGGGGAGGCGGGGGCCGCGAGGCGACGGUUGGCGCGUCCCGCCCUCCCUCGCGCCCUGCGCGGCGGCCGGCGCUCGCCCCCCACCGCCGCCGGGCAGCCCCGCCGCCGACUCCGCGCCGCUCCGCGCACACGGCGGCCCCUCCUGAGCAGCGGCGGCGGCGGCGGCGGCAGAGCCGGGUGCCGCAGCGCGCAUGCUCGGCCUGGGCGCCAUUUUGGUGGGGCCGGGAGUUAUCCAGCGAGAGCGGCGGCGGAGCUUGCUGGGCCCGGCGCGGAGGCAGCGAGGGUGUGCGGGUCGGUGCCCGCUGCGGAGAUGGCGAACAUCGCGGUGCAGAGGAUCAAGCGGGAGUUCAAGGAGGUGCUGAAGAGCGAGGAGACGAGCAAAAAUCAAAUUAAAGUAGAUCUUGUAGAUGAGAAUUUUACAGAAUUAAGAGGAGAAAUAGCAGGACCUCCGGAUACACCAUAUGAAGGUGGAAGAUAUCAACUAGAGAUAAAAAUUCCAGAAACAUAUCCAUUUAAUCCUCCUAAGGUGCGGUUUAUCACCAAAAUAUGGCAUCCUAAUAUUAGCUCAGUCACUGGGGCCAUUUGUUUGGAUAUUCUGAAAGAUCAAUGGGCAGCAGCAAUGACUCUAAGAACAGUGUUGUUAUCACUGCAAGCGUUGUUGGCAGCUGCAGAACCAGAUGAUCCGCAAGAUGCAGUAGUGGCAAACCAGUACAAACAAAAUCCAGAAAUGUUUAAACAGACAGCUCGACUUUGGGCACAUGUGUAUGCUGGAGCACCAGUUUCUAGUCCAGAAUACACCAAAAAAAUAGAAAACCUUUGUGCUAUGGGCUUUGAUAGGAAUGCAGUAAUAGUGGCCUUGUCUUCAAAAUCAUGGGAUGUAGAGACUGCAACAGAAUUACUUCUGAGUAACUGAGCCAUGUAGAGAGAGCUGCUUCAGUAGUCCAGCUUGCCCCUUCUGGAGGAGCAUCACCAUCUGUUAUUUUUAGGAUUCUAUAUAGAUUCUCUUUUAAAACUGGCACUCUUGCCUGAUGAUGCUAUCUAGGCACUAUUGGAGACUGAAAAACCGCUCUGUAAAUAAAGCUAAUUAAACGUCUGUGUAAAUUUAAAAAGGGGAAAUACUUUAAUUUUUUUCUUACUAAAUAUUGUAAAAAUUCUUUGAGCUCAGCUAAAACAAUGGGGGACAAACAUGCCUACUUUAGUGUUUAGCAGUGUGACAAAGACUAGCAGGAACUUGCUUCAGGAUUUUGAUUUAGGAAUUCAGCAAGCAACAUUUUUUGAGUGUUAGUCAUCAAAAUUGUUGGUGCCACUCAUCACAGCUAUCUUACUGUUUUAACAUGGAUCCUAUGUGCCUGUGGAUUGACCUAUAUUUGCAUGCUUGUACUUAAUAGAUGUAUUAGGUAGGGUCGCUGAAGAGAGCACCAUUUAAAUAUGCGAGUAUUCUUGUAACUUUUUCCUGAAAGACUUUGAAGAUUUACCCAAAGUUCAAAAUGGUGACCUAUUCAGAACCUUUUUCUUCCUAGUUUAUUAAUUGGGAAACUUGAUUCUCCUCUCCCUUGCAUCAUACAUUGCAUCACAGAACUAAAAAUCCUCACUGGAUUACUUUUCGUCUGUGGGUAUAUGCGCCAUUUACAGUAGUCUAGGCUCCACUUUAAAGAAUAUAUUUUGAAUUACCAUAAUGGUUUUCAACCAUCAUGUUUUCUACACAAACUCAUAAGGGUUUAGUGUGCUUGGAUGUAGCACCGAAAGGUGGAGCUGGCUUUUUUUUUUUUUUUUUUUUCUUAAAUAGAUGUAAAAUGUUCUUCAGUACAUUCUGGAUAAUAAUGAUUUCACUGGAUUUGAAGGAGGAAAAAAAUGAUUCUCUAGUGUACUGAGAAUUAAUUUCUUUUUUCUUUUGAGUACUUGAUAUGAUGCAAUCAGCUGUUUUUUGCAGCAAUUUUCUAGCUUUAUUUUUGGCUUCAGUUUAAGGAUUGCUUACCAGGUACUUCAAAAUUCAUCCUUGCUUGCAUUUUUCUCUAGUUGACACAUGGAGGCUGUGUUGGUGUUUUUACUGUACAUACUUCAAAUGCACAUAGAAGUAGAAGUGUGUUCUCAAUUUAGCUUUCUUUUGGAUUGAUGUUUCUGAUAAAUGAGAACUGAAAUCUUAUCUUGACUUGUACAUACAGUCAGUCUUUUUAUUCGUAUUAAAAUGACAUUUCAUCCUGAGUGCAAAAGCUUGAAAAUUAUUAGUUUUGCAGCUUCAAACACUAGUACAUCUAUUUAAAGAGAACUGUAAUAUCUUUACAAAUAUGAUGCUAACUUUUUAAAAUAUAUCUGACAAGAAAGUUCAGAGAAAAACUGAGAAAAGAGACUGGGGAUUGUUGAUAAUGGAGUACUGUAAAAGUCAUCUCUUUCAUGACUUUCUUCUCCUAAACAGUAGAUUAGUUGAGUGGGUUGGGGAAAUGUAUGUCUGGGCUUUUUGCUUGAACUGUGAAGUACAAGUCAAAAUAGUUUCACACUUCAUAGACAGUUUGUUCGUAAAUGAUACUAGAAGAAAUCAGGAACGUUGUUGAAUCUGUUAAAUAUCUGGAGCAUAGUUGUAGGGGAACAAAACCUGAAAAUAGAGCUGUAGAGACCUAACUAGUUCAGGGUUGCACCCUGUACUGUUCUGUCUGAGCUGUCCAAGGUUAAAAUAUUACGGGACACAGACAAUAAAUACUUUUAAUUCAUAUCAGUGCAAUACUAAAUACAUUUGCUGAGUCUUUAUACUUACUGCUUUUUAAGGUGUAGUUGGUGAUCACUUUUCUUGGAUUUUCUCGAGUUAGUGUAAAUCAUUUUCAAAGAUGCCAAAGGAAAUGAAUUGUUUUGUCUUGCAUUGUAUUUAUUUAUUUUUUUUAACAAGAGGCUGCUACUGUUCAGCUGGUUUGCUAGGUGGAAACCAGGGACAGUAGGAAACUGGCAAAAUGCUACUUGUGUUAAUCUCAAGUUGCUGUCUUUUCUGUUAUACAGGCUAAGAACUUUUUGAUUACAUCAACAAUUUUUUUUUUUUUUUUUACCCUGGUGGUAAUUAUAAAUGGCUGACUACUUUCCCUUGUUCUUCGCUGCUAUUUAUCAAAAGAAAGAACUUGGAAAUCAUUGUCAGGGGACAUAACACUUCACAGUUAUGGGCUUUUGAAUGUGUCGUUUGAUAGGAGUAGUUUCCUAAGAACACAGACUGUAAGCACAUGUCUGAUGAUAGCCAGAGCAGGUUUUUCCAGCUGUAUGUAAAGGGAUAGGGUAAGGAAGAAGGAGGAAGCUUGAGGGAGGUGGGCAGGGGGAGGAAAUGGUUAUUUGGUGAUCAUGAUCAAUGCAUCGUGAACAAUGCCCUGUUAAGAGAUUUAGUUCUCUCAUGAAGUUACCUCAUUUUCUUUUCUACUGCAAAGUGCUUGUCUUCCUCAUCCCCUUAUGUAUAGAUGUCAGAUACUGGUUUUUUUCCCUCCAAACAUGUGCUUAAUGGCAAAGGUAUCUUGAUUGCUAGCUCAGAUGCUGACAGGAGGGAAGCUUCUCAAGAACAGAGCUGGGAAGGAAAGAUGACCCAGCAUUAAGGAGACAUCUGUGAUUUGAAGUCCCUAUGAAUUUUGACGAGUGAGUCCUUUAUAAGGAAUGUUUUUGUGUUCUUGAUAAUUAUCAGAGUUGAAUAUAGGGAUAAUGUUGUACAAGGCUAGUUUAACUGCAGCUGGGGCUGAGCCCUAGGAGUUCUACUGUUAGUGUUCAGUUUAACAUUGUGAAUUUGUACAUACAAAAUCGUAGUUCUGUUUUCUGUAUGACUGAGCAUUACUAUAUUCAGGGCCCUGUGCAUUCACAGAUGUGGAGUUGCAGUCCACUCCUGUUGCACACUCAUGCUGCACAUUUACCACUUGCUUAAAACAAGAACAUAAAACAUGGAUACAGUUGCUUUCUAAGUACAAAUAAAUCCUGUGUUUCUUCCUCUGUUGUGUAAGAAGAGAGCUUGAAAGAGUAAUUUUGAAGUCCAGAUGGCCCCAUUUAUCUAAACAGGGUAUUGAUAAUGGAGCUUAAUGAUUGCUGGAGCAUCAAUCAGAUUUCACUGCUCAACAUUUUAACAUGUGUCUAGCUUAAGCGGUUUAUCUCUUGUUUGUUAGUAUUGUUGCUGGGGAACAAGAAACUCCUAUCGCAUCCAGUUCCUCAAAAAUUAAAGUAUAAUCUUGCUCAAAGGUAAAGAAAUGUCCUUUCCUGAUGCCAAAAGGCUCGGUUUUCCCACGGGUGCCAAAAGUCCUGACUGUAUCCCACCCCCACUUGCCAAAUUCGCAGCUCCCUCCCGUUGCUUCUGCAAAGAAGCUGUGUUCCCAGAAUGACAAAAUGAUACAUUUCAGAGACAGAAAACUUGAGAACAAAUCCUUCUAGAAAGAUGCUGCACUUAAUGCUAUUCAUUCUGCAUAUUCCAAACUUUCCAUUAAAAAAAAAAAAAAGUACGCUGCAACUUUCAGAUUCUCAGCACCACAAUUUUGUGUGAGUGAGCAGCUUUCCAACAGAGCUCACAUCAGCUUGCCACAGAGUACAUGGGGCCUUGACUAUAAUUGGUUCGGUAGUAUUUAUUUGAGGAAUUAGGUACUAAUAAAUAUGUCAGGGCUUUCUUUUUUUUAAUUAUCAUUGCGUUUAGUUCUUUUCCAAGUAAAUUACUACUGGAACACUGACAUAAGGAACGUAGGCUCUCUUUUUGUCUGAAAGGACAAAAUAAAUGGCCAGAAAGAAACUCACCUUGUAAUGCCAAAACUGCAUUAUGUGGUGUGGGUAAAAGAAACAUUUAAACUAUGCAAAUUUAAGCUCAACAGCUGUGAAUCAGACUUGGCACUUCAGAGCAUAUGGAUGGCUUAUUUAAUGGGGGGGAGGGGAAAAAGGGGAGGGAGGAGAAAAAAAACAAACAAACCGAACUGGAGUUUCAAGCAAGAGUUCUUGCUUACGGCUUUGGUCAUACACUGUUAAUGCAAGUGUUUCGUUUUUCAGAGCAAGGGGAAACAUAACUAUGUUCAUGUCCAUUGUUUCCUUCCUAAAUGGCAACAAAAGCUAGUGUAUGUUUGGAGGCUUGCCCAAAAGGGAGAAUGUUAAAUAAUUUAGCAGUGAAAGUUAGUUUUAUUUAACGCCUGUUCUUGAGCAGACACAGCAAGAAGAUGCAAUGCCCUCUCCUGCUUUAUCUGGUUGAUGGUAAAAGCUGAUAAGCAUCUUGAUGAGCGUAUCCACUGAUUUGUGAUCAGGCGAUUCAUUUUGUACGACUUGGUGGGCAGUUGGCUAAGCACUGGGUCUUGAGAACAUAACUCAUCCUGCCCGCUAUUGCAUCGCGGAACUAAAGCGUGAAAGUAAAGCUGCUCACUGGGUGCUGAAAGCUUUUUCUGGGAAGACUAUGUAGAUGUUUCCACUGUUAAUGUCUUGAUUUUCCAGGCACAGCUUUCUCUUGUGGCUAGAUAAAGGGGCAGUUGCUUCUUAUUUCUUCUUAGAUUUCUGAUCUAUAGUCAAAAUACAUCAGUAAAACUAUGUAGCUUGCUCUUCUUGUUUGUGCUGUUCUGGUGUCAUCAGCUGAUUCAUCGUUAGACUCGCAAGACCAACUGUCCUUAACACAUUUUGCUUCUUGCUUGUUUUUUUCAGCUGCAGUGCUUUGUAGUUAGUAACUCUGCCUUUCAGAUUUGUUCUUACUGGACAAACUCUUGCAAGUCAUUUGCACUGUGAUGUGAUGUUCCUUCUCUGCUAACUGUUACCUGCUUUGUAGGCAUCAAAAUAGCUAGCCAAUUGUUUACGGUGCUGAGCCAUUCAUUGAUAAUGUAAGUUAAGGUAUAUGAUUCAACAGAUGAGGAAGUGUACUAUGAAAAUGCUGUACUUGUCCAUUUUCCGAUUUGCGGCAACUGCUGGUGCUCUGUUGUGGUGUCUGAAGGAGGCUGUCAUCAUAAGAAUGCUGAUGUCAACUGUUGAAGAACCCAGCUUUUCACUUACCUUUUCCAUCCCAAAUUCUGACUUUUCUAAAAAGAAUUACCAAUAAAGGAUAUUGCAGGAGGUUUAUUCCUGAGCAUCAGACUUCCUGUAAAGGGAGAGUGGGUGGGCUGGAAUGCAGCAUCAGUGUUUUUUGUCUUGAAAAUAAAAACUACACAAACACUUUUGUACACAAAUGAUUUUUUAAAUAAAUACACAUUUUAAAAGAUGUUGAUUUUCACUGGGAAUGCUUAACAAUAAAUGCAUGUUUCCCUGAAAA